CCUUCCGGUUCAGGAGUUGUGGCUGCGUUUUUUACUCUUUCAGACCCGUGCGCGUCCCGGUUUCCCGGUGUGUAACCAUGGAAACCCGACCCGCCGGACAGCCGACAGCCCGGAAAAUGGCUACCCCGACGGUAACCCAGAUGAACGCGGAGUUUGUCACUCAGCUGGCAAAAACUUACUGGGCUCCACACUCAAAGAAGAAGCAACCCUUUGAUUAUAAGGUAAUAGAAGAUAUAUACGUGAAGGAAAUUGUAAAAUCAAGGUUUGCCAUCAGGAAGAUAAUGCUCUUGGAAUUCAGCCAGUACCUGGAGAACUAUCUGUGGCUGAAUUACACGCCAGAAGUUUCUAGCAAAGCCUACGUAAUGUCCAUCUGCUGCAUGGUGAACGAGAAGUUCCGCGAGAAUGUGCCUGCCUGGGAGACUUUCAAGAGGAAGCCUCAACACUUUCCUUCGUUCUUCAAGAGUAUUAUGGAAGCAUCGGUAGCUGAUGAGGCGGAAAGUGAAUACUCCUUACACGAGCGUACAAUCUUGCUUCUUUUCCUGGAUCACUGCUUCAACAGCUUGGAAGUUGAUUUAAUCCGUGGACAAGUUCAGCAGCUGAUAUCUUUACCCAUGUGGACCUGCCUGCAAAACCAUCGUCUAGAGCAGGAGCUGAAGAAGAUGCAGAAGCUGAGGAAGUUUUGGAAUCUCAUAAAGAAAACCGAUGAGAAGAUGGAUUCCCAGGCACGGGCACAGGCGACUCAGGAACGAACAUUUCUUUGGCAGCUUAUCCAGAAGUUUUUAUCGGUUCUCCAAUCCAUCUCAGCUUCAGGACCAGUGCCGCUGGAGAAGGUCCACUACUGCGAACGCUUCAUAGAGCUGAUGAUUGACCUGGAGGCCUUACUUCCCACCCGGCGCUGGUUCAACACGGUGUUAGAUGACUCUCAUAUUGUGGUCCAUUGUCACUUAUCUAACCUCAGCAAGCGAGAACAGGAGGGACAUCUCUUUUCUCAGCUCCUGGAUAUGUUGAAAUUCUACGCUGGGUUUGAAAUUAACGAUCAGACUGGGAAUGCCUUGACAGAGAAUGAGAUGACAACCAUACACUAUGACCGCAUUACCUCCCUUCAGAGAACGGCUUUUGCGCACUUCUCUGAGCUGUAUUGCUUUGCGCUGUCCAACGUGGCUGCUGUGGAUACAAGGGAAUCUCUUGUCAAGUUCUUUGGACCUCUUAGUACCAGCACCCUCCACCGUGUGGCAUCGCACCUCUGCCUUUUGCCUGCUUUGCCUGAAGGAGUUGAAACAAAAUACGAGAAGGAGUUUCUCAUGGAGCUGCUGGUGUCACGUCAUGAAAGGAGAAUCUCCCAGAUCCAGCAGCUGAACCAAAUGCCCUUGUACCCAACAGAGAAAAUCAUCUGGGAUGAGAACAUCGUACCCACAGAGUAUUACUCCGGAGAAGGGUGCCUGGCAUUGCCAAAGCUCAAUCUGCAGUUCCUUACGCUCCACGACUACCUUCUACGGAAUUUCAAUCUUUUCCGCUUGGAGUCUACUUACGAGAUUAGACAAGACAUAGAAGAUGUGGUAUGCCGGAUGAAACCAUGGCAGUCUGAAUAUGGCGGCACAGUGUUUGGCGGAUGGGCACGCAUGGCCCAGCCAAUCGUGGCUUUCUCCGUUGUGGAAGUAGCCAAGCCUAACAUAGGUGAAAACUGGCCAACGCGUGUCCGAGCCGAUGUCACGAUCAACCUGAAUAUCCGAAACCAGAUCAAGGACGAAUGGGAAGGCCUCCGUAAGCAUGACGUCUGCUUCCUUAUUACCUUGAGGCCCACCCUGCCAUAUGGUACCAAGAUUGACCGCCGUCAACCCAUCGCCGAGCAAACUGGCUUGAUGUAUGUGCGAGGCUGUGAGAUUCAAGGCAUGCUGGACGAGAAGGGACGUGUCAUAGAGGAAGGUCCAGAGCCUAAACCCAAGCUGAAAGGGGACUCGAGGACGUACCGUGUAUUCCUAGAUCCCAAUCAGUACCAACAGGACAUGACUAAUACUAUCCAAAGCGGGGCGGAGGACGUCUAUGAAACAUUUAAUCUCAUAAUGAGACGGAAACCCAAAGAAAACAACUUCAAGGCCGUGCUGGAAACCAUCCGGAAGCUCAUGAACACGGACUGCGUGGUGCCAGACUGGCUCCACGAUAUCAUAUUGGGAUAUGGAGACCCAGGCAGCGCCCAUUACUCAAAGAUGCCCAACCAGAUUGCAACUCUUGACUUCAACGAUACGUUUUUAAGCCUGGACCACCUCAAGGCUUGCUUCCCUGGCUAUCGGGUCAAGGUAACGGUGGAGGACCCAGCUCUGCACAAGGCUCCUUUUAGGAUUACAUUUCCAAUCUGUGAAGGAAAAGGGAAGAAACGGAAAAGCUCAGAUGAGGAGGAGAACACGCAGGAGGAGCCCCCAACAUUGAUCGUAGAACCUCACAUCAUCCCAAAUCGUGGGCCGUACCCAUACAACCAGCCAAAACGCAAUACCAUUCAGUUUACCGCCACCCAGACGGAAGCGAUCCACGCCGGCAUGCAGCCCGGUCUUACAAUGGUGGUCGGACCCCCCGGGACAGGGAAAACUGAUGUGGCUGUUCAGAUCAUUUCCAAUCUAUACCACAACUUCCCAGAACAGCGGACACUCAUAGUUACCCAUUCCAACCAGGCUCUGAACCAGCUAUUUGAGAAGAUUAUGGCCCUUGAUAUUGAUGAGAGGCACCUUUUACGUUUGGGCCACGGAGAGGAGGAACUGGAGACGGAGAAAGAUUUCAGCAGGUAUGGGCGAGUGAAUUAUGUGUUGGCAAGGAGAUUGGUGCUUUUGAAGGAGGUAGCUCGCCUACAGGAGAGCCUAGGAGUCCCUGGGGAUGUAUCUUAUACAUGUGAGACAGCUGGCCACUUCUUCUUGUACCAGAUUAUGUCCCGGUGGGAGGCCUACCUCAGCAAGGUGAAAGCAAAGUCAACGCAGGCACUAGAUGUGAAUGAUAUUUCCAGUUUCUUCCCCUUCCACCAAUACUUCUCGAAUGCACCCCAGCCUAUCUUCAAGGGGCGCUCAUACGAGGAAGACAUGGACAUUGCUGAAGGGUGCUUCCGGCACAUCAAGAAGAUCUUCACCCAACUAGAGGAGUUCCGAGCUUUUGAGCUGUUGCGCAGCGGACUGGAUCGCUCCAAGUACCUACUCGUGAAAGAAGCAAAGAUCAUCGCAAUGACCUGCACUCACGCCGCUCUGAAACGCCACGACCUUGUGGAGCUGGGAUUCAAGUACGAUAACAUUCUGAUGGAGGAAGCUGCUCAGAUCCUGGAAAUUGAGACAUUCAUCCCCCUCCUCCUGCAGAACCCCGAGGAUGGUUUCAGUAGGUUAAAACGUUGGAUCAUGAUUGGGGAUCAUCACCAGCUGCCCCCCGUCAUCAAGAACAUGGCUUUCCAAAAAUACUCCAACAUGGAGCAGUCGCUCUUCACGAGGUUCGUUAGGCUGGGGGUGCCAACUGUGGAUCUCGAUGCCCAAGGGAGAGCCAGAGCCAGUUUGUGCAAUCUCUACAACUGGCGCUACAAGAGUUUAGGAAACCUACCACACGUACAGCUGCUUCCAGAGUUCAGAGCAGCCAAUGCCGGCCUCCAGUACGACUUCCAGCUUAUAAACGUGGAAGACUUCAAUGGAGUUGGAGAGUCUGAGCCUAACCCAUACUUCUACCAGAAUCUGGCCGAAGCGGAAUAUGCGGUGGCGUUGUUUAUGUACAUGCGUUUGAUUGGCUAUCCAGCUAACAGGAUCAGCAUCCUCACCACAUACAAUGGACAGAAACACUUAAUCCGUGACAUCAUCAAGCAGCGAUGUGGCAACAACCCCGUCAUUGGACAGCCCAAUAAGAUAACGACUGUAGACAGAUUCCAAGGACAGCAGAACGAUUACAUCAUCCUCUCGCUGGUCAGGACCAAGGCAGUCGGCCACCUCAGGGAUGUCAGGCGUUUGGUGGUCGCCAUGUCCAGAGCUCGCCUCGGUCUGUACAUUUUUGCCCGGGUCUCCCUGUUUCAGAACUGCUUUGAGUUGACUCCGGCGUUCCGCCAGCUCACGGCUCGCCCCCUGCAACUGCAUAUCUUGCCAGGGGAGACGUACCCAGCUACGCGAAUGGUAAGGAACAACCGCAGCACUUAUGCUUUAAUUAACGCUUUCAUCUGUCCUCCUCUUAACUGUCGCUGUUUUACUGUUUUCCAGAAUGGGGAGUUAUCUUACCCUGCCCAGGUCAUUAAGGACAUGCCAGAGAUGGCGACCUAUGUGUACAACAUGUACAUGCAUAUGAUCCAGAGCAGUCAUCACUACCAGUAUCGCCAGGGUCUAAUGGCACCUCCUGCAUCCACAAAGCACGAGGACCAUCACCCCUCUCAGGAUGAAGAGAUGGAAGUAGAAAGUUUACCCUCAGAGACUAAAACAGCCGAGCCUCUGACAUGUCCAGAACAGGACCAGUCCUCCGAGGUAGAAGUCUCCAAAAACAGUACCGAUGGUGGUACAGAGAUACUUUCAACUCAGAGUGAGGAGAAAGAGACGGAAGCGUCCGAUGCCACAGAAGACAUGGCAGAAUCCUCCAGGGAGCAGGAAGGAAAAGCAGAGACCGAGCCAGAGAAAAGUGACGCUCAACCAGCCGCAGCAUGUGAGGAAGGAGCCAGGAACGAAGAGGUGGCACCUCAAGGCGUAGUGGAGCCAGCAGAAGGGCAAAAUGAAGAGGACGCAGAACACCACGCAAUGCCCCAGCAUCCUGGGAGGGACAGUGACAGUGAAUACAGCGAGGACGAGGCCUAGCGGUUGACAGAUAACAUUCUCCCCAUAAUAUAAACCGGUUUAGUAUGUGGCUUCAGUUGAAAAUGCAUUACCAGAACGCAGUUCAGGGUGGAAACCAUUUGGUUUUGGCAAUCGCUUAUGAAAAGCUCCACCAUUCCAGCGUUCAAAUCCAUAAAAUCCUUUGUACUGUGUUUUCUACAGCAGUCUGUCCCCAUUUAUAGUAAUGGAAAUUAGAAGGUCGAUCUAAAAUCCGGAAUUCACAUCCAAACGCAGGAGGACAAUGCAGAAUUGUGAUGCACUGGCGUAGGAUUGUAUUCCUGGAUCGUUUCCAGUCCAUGUACUGAAAGAAGUCUUGUAGGCUAUUGUAAUUAAGGAGGCAGACGCUCUGUCCACUUUCUUUGGGUGGAAUAUGUUUAGCUGUGAAAUUACAAGAAGAUGAAUCAGGGAGUAUAUGUUUUACUACUAUGACAUGUUUGCCUUCUCCCGCAGGGGAAAUGUUGAUUCACAAAGGUUUUCUGGGGUUUUUGUAUAAUGAUAAGCAAAGCUUUGCAAUAAAGUUUAUUUUGUAAAAAAAAAAAAAAAUUAAA
Molecule: messenger RNA, 5353 nt
Organism: Spea bombifrons (plains spadefoot toad)
Lineage: Eukaryota; Metazoa; Chordata; Amphibia; Anura; Pelobatidae
Gene: AQR
Product: aquarius intron-binding spliceosomal factor
Exons: 34
Coding region: 78-4787 (1569 amino acids)
Biological process (GO): mRNA splicing, via spliceosome
Cellular component (GO): catalytic step 2 spliceosome
Molecular function (GO): helicase activity; mRNA binding
Source: RefSeq, a predicted model, not a curated record